GCCCGCCCGCUGCGGCGAUCGGCUCCGGAGGCUGUCGGGGCUGUCUGACCGCGCUCUCUUCGCCGCCGCUCCGCCAUGUGGCUGCCGGCUGUUUGCGUGCUGCUCUUUCUCGUGGGCGCCGGUUCAGCCCAGUUGCUAUUUAAUGUGACAGACUUUGUUGAAAUAACUCAGUGUAAUAAAACUGUCAUUUUGCCUUGCUAUGUGACAAAUCUAAAGGAAAACAGCACAAAAGUCAUGUUUGUUAACUGGAGAAAAGAAGACAAAACAAUUUUUUCUUUUGAUGGAGAAAGAGAGGAGUUCCUCAGAGAUCCAAGUGUCCCAUCAGCUAACUUAGUAUCUCAGGCAAAUUUACCCAAGGGUACUGCCUCUCUAAAGCUUAGCAGUGCGGAAGCAAAACCUGGAAAUUACAGUUGUCAAGUAACAGAAUUAAACAGAGAAGGAAGAACAACAGUUGAACUUCGAAACAUCUCAGUUGUCAGUUGUGAUGACGUAUGCACAUCAGCACCAAAGGAAAAACGUGGAUCAUGGUUUCUUCUAGUGGAAAGGGCUAUCAUCAUAGUGUUGCUGUUCUUAGUUAUUAUUUUGUGUUCGGCUCAGUUAAUUGUUAUUGUGUUAAAAUAUGAAAUUGAAACUUCGAUGAAAACGGGCAUUUUUGUAGCAGGUAUCAUCUUCACAGUUGCUGCUGUUAUAGGCACUGUUCUUUUUGUCCAAGAUGGCUAUGCUGCACAGAAUCAAGCUGGUCUUGGCCUAAUUGUAGUACCUGCUGUGAUUUUGGUACCACUUCAAUACUUGAUGUUUGGAAUUGUUUUCAAUAGUCUACCACAAGCAGCAUAUGCUCUGAUAGCUUUGCACAUCCUUGGUUACAUAAUUGCUGUGGUUGGUUUUGCACUGUGUGUCUCAGCCUGUCCUCCAUUACAUGGUUCUGUUGUGAUUGCUGGCUUAGCUAUUAUGGCUAUUGCAAGUGUGCUUAGUCUGGCUGACAUAUUUAUUAUGGGUUCCAGAAUGAAAGAUCAUCCUCGUCCAGGGAAAGCUGUAGAAGAACCACUAAAUGAACCACAGAGUUAUGUGAUAUUUGAGAAGUACACCGUUGUUGAUACACUGUGGCCUUGAAGAUGCACUAAGCAAAGAGAAGAAUUUCAGGAAACUAGUUGUUUUGCAUGUGUGGCAAAAGUGCUUUUGAUAUAAAUGAUGUAAUUUUUUAGUCACAGCAGCUGUAGCAAGGAACAUGUGUAUUUGCCCACAUGUGAUCUUUAUUUUCUUUUGUUAUGGUAUAUAUAUGGUACAGUUGAAGGCGAGAAUAUAAAAAGCACUGUUUGCCCACUAUGGGGUGUCCCUGCAGUAAUCCUUAGUGGUAUUAUUUUCAAAACCUAUCAUUAGUCACUGCUUUGAUAAUGGGCCUGCUCAGCCCAGAGAUUGCAAUACCAUGUAGACUAUUGUUUCUUUUAUUUGUGUGCAUGGACAAGGUAUGGUCAUGUGUCUUAUGAUACAAGCAGGAAAUAGCGAUUAUACAAACACUUCUUUUCUGACAUUCAAACUUUUAUUAAAAAAGUACAUAAAAUGCUUAUACACAACGUUGUGUAAGUACAGCGAUUACUCCCAGCUCUCCUGAAGUUAUGAACUGAAUUCUCCCAAUUCCACAAACCAGAAAUAUUCCUCUCCAUGGGCAGUAGUCAUGUAUACUCUGGUGGCCGAUAUUGUAGUCCAGUGAGAGAGAGCUCUCUGUGCCUCUUCGUAUUUUUUUGAUGAGAAACUGCUCAGUUGUUGGAGCCUAAUUCAGCAUAUGAAUUACAGAGCACAGCAGGUAGUAAUUUUCAUGCUGAAUGCGGUUCUUGUGUGUCUUCAUGAUGUGCAGUGUGUGGUACUGGAAGCCAUUUCAGACUUUCUUAACUCAGUGAAUUUGUAGAACUCAUUGAUGCUUCAUAAAAAUAGGAGUUGUCCUAUUUAGUGUCUUUUUUGACAGUUUUAAAAUCUGUUUUCUUUAAUGGAAAAGGAACCAUUUCACUUCUGACCCAAGUUUGUGAUGCUGCUGGUAUGUCACAAAUAUAUAAAAUAAGUAAGAGGAGCCAAUGAGAAGUGAGGAGGCUCAUUUUGUGUAUAUAUGUAAGAGGAACAGGUAAAAAUUCAUUUUCUAGGACUUGCACAUUCCAUGAGCUUUUACCAUGUUUUACAGAUGUUUUGAGAGCUUUUCCAAUAUGGUUCUCUUGGACUUUGUGUAUAUUUUGUAGAAAUUUUCACUCUGUUCUGUUCGUACUAAGCUAAUAUGUUUCAAAGGCACACAUGGUUUUCUCCUUCUAACAAUUUAAAACUUUGUUUAAAAAGCUGUUGCCAAACAGUAAUGUAAUGAAGUCCACUUUUAUAAAGAAUCCCGAGAAAUCUGGCAAGUCUCAGAGUUGGAUGUUAAAAACUAAGGUUCAUAUCUGUGUUGUGGAUGCACAUUGCAGUGAUUCAGGUCUCUGCAUGUUGUGCUCCAAGUCUCAAUGCAGACACCUUGUGGCAAGAACUCAACUAAAUAAAAUGGAGGUAUCUGAAUUUACAGAAUUUACUCUCAUAAGCAGUCCUUUUACUAGGGCUGCAGGACUGAACAUACUGGAGCAGCCCAUGGUCCAGUCCUCACUAAGGUCUGUGGAAGUGGCCACAGUGAAGAGAGUUAAGUCAUGGGGUACAACAUGUUAAGAAGCAUAUAUAGUUUACACUUUCAUACCUUCACUUUUGUCAAUGUGAUUACAAUUAAGCUCCUAUACAUGAAUCUUCUGAUACAGGUUUUUCCAUAAUCACAGCACUCUCUACCUGAAAACGGGAGAUUACUCUCAGUUUACAAUUCAGUGUAAGAAUUUACCUGAAUAAGGACCAUGCAGAGCUCCCUAGGGAUUCCCUCUGGCAGGUUGAAAGUUGAGCAGCUGAGGAAUGAAAAACAAAUCAACUGGAAUUCUGUUGAGGUAUUCUGCCUUAUAAAAUCACUUUUUAUUAUAGCUUUAUGCUAAGUUCUGUAAAGCAAACUGCAGUAGAACCUGUCUGUGUCACUGUGGGGUGAAUGAGGCUGAGCUGUUACUAGGCUUUCCUGAAGCAUGAGGAGCUCAGUGGCCCUGUAAUCACGCAUAGGCUGCAGAAUCAGUUGCCCCAGUAAUGGGAGAAACCCACGAUGCCCUUGUUGUGUUACACAUUUCUUGUGGGCACAGAGUUAAAAAUGAGAGUUUAAAAGUUGUUCAUACACCCAGCCCUUUCCCACCAGUAAUUUAAAACCAAAGUUGUUCAUAACUAUUGCCAUUUGUGGGUGUACGUAUGUGUGUAUAUGUAAGUAUAUAGACAAUUUAAAUAUCUAAAGAUCUAUAGUCUUUACCCAAGAAAAUGUUUUUAUUUAUUUAUGAAACAUGAAACAAUUUUGUAAAUAUUGUGCUAAUAUACUUUCAAAAUAAAGUCAUUUUAAGUUGUU
Molecule: messenger RNA, 3430 nt
Organism: Calypte anna (Anna's hummingbird)
Lineage: Eukaryota; Metazoa; Chordata; Aves; Apodiformes; Trochilidae
Gene: CD47
Product: CD47 molecule
Exons: 11
Coding region: 76-1110 (344 amino acids)
Biological process (GO): positive regulation of phagocytosis; positive regulation of cell-cell adhesion; positive regulation of inflammatory response
Cellular component (GO): plasma membrane; extracellular exosome
Molecular function (GO): thrombospondin receptor activity
Source: RefSeq, a predicted model, not a curated record